Boeremia exigua is the source of this 1701-nucleotide messenger RNA. RefSeq names its product pseudouridine synthase. Gene Ontology annotation, cellular component: cytoplasm; nucleus. Gene Ontology annotation, biological process: tRNA pseudouridine synthesis; mRNA pseudouridine synthesis. Bases 1 to 1701 code for a protein of 566 amino acids. The transcript has a single exon. The record is from RefSeq and is a predicted model, not a curated record. NCBI's taxonomy places the organism in Eukaryota, Fungi, Ascomycota, Dothideomycetes, Pleosporales, Didymellaceae. Gene Ontology annotation, molecular function: pseudouridine synthase activity; RNA binding.
AUGGCCGAGGGGUACGCGAAGUGGACGCAGCAGCAGCUGAUUGCGCGCAUCCACGAGCUGGAGCAGGCCGCACAAAUACCACCCGCCGCAGCCGUCCCACCACAGGAUGACGGGUUGCCAGUGCCGUUUCGCAAGCCGGCCAAGGCGCCCCCGAAGGCGUUUGAUGCGUCCAAGUACAGCACGCGGCUGAUUGCGCUGAAGUUUGCGUACCUGGGCCAGAAGUACAACGGCUUCGAGCACCACAACAACAACAAGACACCGCUGCCGACAAUUGAAGAGGAGCUGUGGAAGGCACUGAUCAAGACGCGCGUCAUCAGCCCGACCGUGCCCGAGGGCAGCGACACGGACUACAGCAGAGUCGACCGCAAGACGUUUGCCGCCUGGGACCGCGAUGGCGCUGAUAUCAAUUGGGACGGCUGCGAGUACUCCAAGUGCGGCCGCACUGAUCGCGGCGUCAGCGCCUUUGGCCAGGUCAUCGGCAUCCGCGUGCGCAGCAACCGCCCGCUGCCCAAGCCCGCGCCUGUGGAAGAGGGCAGCGCAGAUGAAGAAGCGUCAGACCGGGAGCCCGAGCCAGAGAAGAAGCCCUUCGACGACCUGACAGAUGAACUGCCGUACAUCCAGCUCCUCAACCGCGUCCUGCCCCCCGACAUCCGCGUCUACGCAUGGUGCCCGAACCCGCCCGCCGACUUCAGCGCGCGCUUCUCCUGCAAAGAGCGCCGCUACAAGUACUUCUUCACGAACCCCUGCUUCGCCCCCGUGCCCGGCGCUCCCGGCCUCUAUAACCCCGCGUCCGGAGAUGCGCCAAUGCGCGAGGGCUGGCUGGACACCAAGGCCAUGCAGGAGGGCUGCGACCGGCUGACGGGCCUGCACGACUUCCGCAACUUCUGCAAGAUCGACGCCUCGAAGCAGCUCACCAACUUCAAGCGCCGCAUAUUCCACGCCUCCAUCGACGAGGUCUCGCCGCUGUCCAUCCCGUCGUUCCUGCACCACGACGCGCUCACAUCACCAUCCGCCGCCGACCAGCCUAAGAUGUACGCCUUCACCCUCCACGGCUCCGCCUUCCUCUGGCACCAGGUCCGCUCCAUCAUCAGCAUCCUGUUUCUGAUCGGCCAAGGCCUCGAGAGUCCUAGCCUGGUCACCGAACUGCUGGACAUGGACAAGAACCCCACGCGCCCCAAGUACGAAAUGGCCUCGGACGCCCCGCUGGUCCUGUGGGACUGCAUCUUCCCGCACGCCGCCGAAGUGCAGUCCAGCGACGAGCGCGAGCACGGCUACGAGGACCGCUUGCAGUGGGUCUACGUCGGCGACGCGGGCGGCGUCGAGCCUAAGAGCGGCAAGACAUCGUCAUCCAUGGGCCGCGGUAAGUGGGGCCGCGGCGGCGUCGUUGACGAUGUGUGGGAGGUAUGGCGCGGCAACAAGGUCGACGAGACGCUGUCUGGGUUGUUACUCGACAGAAUCGCGGGCCUAGGCGAUAGCACGCUGGACAAGGAGGCGUCUGGUGAACAGACCGUUGGUAUUGUAAAGGGCGGGCCGCGCGUGUUUGACGGAGGAAACUUCGCCCGCGCGAAGGGGAACUAUAUACCCGUGAUGCAGCGCGAGCGCCAGGAGCCGGUCGAGCUCGUGAAUGCGCGGUACGCACAGAGAAAAGGCCUCGACCCCAACCGCUACAAGACCGCGCGCGACGACGACGCAGGCGAGUAG